UUGUCUCCCACUCCCUGUUUCAGCACACUGGAAAAACAAGACUGAUGAAAAAUCAAAGAAAGGAAAAAAAUGCCUGAAUCACUCUUCGUUUUACACACUGUUGGUGCUGCUUCUGUGAAGUUAAAAUUUCAACUUCCAAAACGCAGAAACUGUAUCAAGUACAGCAGCUUCACCACUAAAUGUUGUAGCAAAAGCAAUAAUAGAUGGUCCCUUAAUGGCAUGAAUGCACUUGUCACUGGUGGCACUAGAGGCAUUGGGCAUGCAAUUGUGGAGGAAUUGUGUGGACUAGGAGCCACUGUGCAUACAUGUGCUCGGAAUGAAGAUGAACUUGGAACAUGUUUGAGGAGCUGGAAAGAUGAGGGCUUUGCAGUGUCUGGUUCCUUGUGUGAUGUGUCUUCUCGAAUUGAUCGCCAGAAGUUAAUGGAGGUUGUUUCAUCUACAUUCAAUGGGAAGCUCGAUAUUCUUAUAAACAACGUGGGGACCAAUAUUCGCAAAGCUAUGGUGGAUUUUACAGCUGAAGAGUUUUCCACCCUCAUGGCAACAAAUUUUGAAUCUGUUUUCCAUCUGUCUCAGCUGGCCUAUCCCCUUCUGAAAGCAUCUAGGGCUGGAAGUGUUGUGUUCACUUCUUCUGUCUCAGGUUUUGUCUCAUUGAAAUCUAUGUCCGUACAAGGAGCAACAAAAGGAGCAAUUAAUCAACUUACAAAAAAUUUGGCAUGUGAGUGGGCUAAAGACAACAUCAGGAGUAAUGCUGUUGCACCUUGGUACAUCAAAACAUCCAUGGUGGAGCAAGUGUUGAGUAACAAAGAUUAUUUACAAGAAGUGUAUGACCGGACUCCACUUGGGCGCCUAGGAGAGCCAUCCGAGGUUUCAUCUCUUGUGGGAUUCCUUUGUUUACCUGCAUCUUCUUACAUCACCGGUCAGAUAAUCUGUGUUGAUGGUGGAAUGUCUGUAAAUGGAUUCUACCCUCACCAUGGCUAGAGGAAUUACUGCCGUAGAGUAAUGCUACAAUAUUGCAGAGGAAAACUUUGUUGAGUGUGUGCCUUAAAUGCUUCGAAGGCUGGACCUUCCAUGAGUAUCGGAAAAGUUGCUUCUUAGCAGGUUUAUUAUUUGAAGGAAUUAUGUUCAUUUCUGCUUGAUGAUCAUUGCAUCAGUGUUGGCUCAUUGGCUUUUGUACCUUAGUGCUCUUAACUUUUGGCAACAUGAGCGUUCCAAGUUCCAACCAACUGGUUGAGCAUGCUCAGAUAAAAUUGUAUCUCGAUCCUACUUUCAGUACAGAUCCCGAUUCUGCAAUUUACAGUAGAUUUCUUAGCUAAAAAAGUAUAAUCUUCGUAUUCAGUUUCGCAUGGUGCCAUGUAUUGAGUUUUCUUGCAUCCUUUCAAACUCAGGUAGUGUAAGAUAUGCAACAUUUCUGCCUCUUUCUAUUCAACAUGUUUAUUCUGAUA
Molecule: messenger RNA, 1442 nt
Organism: Lycium barbarum (goji berry)
Lineage: Eukaryota; Viridiplantae; Streptophyta; Magnoliopsida; Solanales; Solanaceae
Product: tropinone reductase homolog At2g29260, chloroplastic-like
Exons: 5
Coding region: 70-978 (302 amino acids)
Molecular function (GO): oxidoreductase activity
Source: RefSeq, a predicted model, not a curated record